This is a messenger RNA of Spirodela intermedia, 7410 nucleotides long. The record is from the annotation of a GenBank genome assembly. NCBI's taxonomy places the organism in Eukaryota, Viridiplantae, Streptophyta, Magnoliopsida, Alismatales, Araceae.
AUGGGUUUCGCGGGUUCUGUUUCCGCUGUGAAUACGGGUGGUGUGAUUCAGAGAAGCUGUAGUUCCAAUGCCUCGAGGAGAAUCCUACCCAUUGUAGAACCUGGGCGCACUGGCGCAUUGUCAUUUCGGUGUAGCGAUGUUCUUGGCUAUCGACUAAGACUCGGGAGGUCAUCUUCUGUGGGGAAAAAGCCCUCUGGCCCUUUUCAGGUUCCGUGUAUGCUGCAUCAUCUCCAUGAAUUGCCUGUAAAUCAGUGAUCAUUGUAGGGAUUUUUUUUUACAAACGGCGACGCUCACUGCUCGCAUUCAUGUCGCAGGUCGUCUGUGUGGACUAUCCGAGGCCAGAAUUGGAGGACACAGUUAACUUCCUAGAAGCUGCAGCUCUAUCUGCAUCUUUUCGCAGCUCUCCCCGUCCUGCUAGACCAUUGGAAGUUGUUAUCGCUGGUGCAGGUAACAUGAGAGUCUAUCAUUCGUGCAUAACUCUCAAUUAGUACUCCCAGUUAUUUCUCUUCGAAGAAUCGGCAUCCUAUUUCUCCUCUUAGAAUUGGCUGUAGAUAGUUCCCGAAAAUUCUUCGACAGCCCUGUGAAAUUAAAAUAUUGUGAUGUGCAUGUUCUGGCAGGUCUAGCCGGUCUCUCCACCGCAAAAUAUCUUGCGGAUGCUGGGCAUAAGCCUAUAUUGCUUGAGGCAAGGGAUGUCCUCGGAGGAAAGGUUGGUUUUAUAGCAAAUGCCCCUCUUUUUUUCCUCUUUCAGGAUUACCCACCAGCUUCAGUAAUAUUAUUACAUUCUGUGCUAGUGUCUUUGAUUUUCUUGAUGGUGCCCUUCCUUUAGACUGUUAGAUGGAGUGGGGAAAGUCUGUUUCAGAUCAGGAUCUUAAUUUCGUAGCGUCAUCUAAAGUGAAAGUUGGGCGAAUCGGAGUCAGGGCCUGGGUCACAUAAAAGCUCUGCGGGGAGAUUUUCGUGUGCAUGCCUUUGUGCACAUUUCAGUGUGGCUGCGAAUGUAAGAAAGUGUAAUUAUCUGCCUAGUGCUCUGGAAGAACUGCCAAUAAUUUCGCUAAGUUAUGUGUAGUAAUGACGAUGGGUAUCCAGUAGGCAGUGUGAGAGGCCUUCCUCUUGUAGGAGAAGCAAUCAUAUGUCUCACUUUCCGUGCUAUCUUUCUAAGAGAGACCUGACAUAUGCAAGGAUCUGGCCUUGGAUAUUAAGGACUCAGGUGGUAGGAGAUUUCCAGGUCUUGCAGUGAAAAAAAUUGUCUAGUUAUUUUUUCUGCUUUUUCUUUAUAGGCCUCUUGAAGUUUAAUCCAUUAUGGGCACUCCUCAUGCUGGUUUCCUGCAGGGAAACUAUUGGAAACUAGCUCCUGACGGAAAAUAAAUUUAUCCUAAUACUCACAGGUUGCUGCUUGGAAGGACAAUGAUGGAGACUGGUACGAAACAGGCCUACAUAUUUUUUGUAAGUAAAAAUGCGAUGGGUAUAAUUGGUCGAAUACUAUUCUGAGACUACAUGGCUUUUCUGAGGAUACAUAUGCUCGAUUUUGGCGGUGAUUUCCUAUUUUUAAUUAGCUCCUUCAUAAUACCAUUCUGAGAAGCUUUCUUUGACAUUCUUCUCAUACUUUGUCAAAAAAGUUGCCUGAUUCUCUGUCACAGCCGACAAUAUGGGUGCGCUUGUCAGUUUGUCAAUAUAUCACCUCCAAUCCUUCUCUUACUCCUUUUCCUAAACCAAUGCGUUUAUCUACUUUGCUAUAUUGUCCUCUCUAACUUUUCAAUUUUUUUUAAAGUUCUGGUAUUUGAAAAUAUCAACUAAUUAAAUGAGUUUGUCUGACUUCUUUUUGCAUAAAGUUGGAGCAUAUCCAAACGUGCAGAACUUGUUUGGGGAACUUGGAAUCAAUGACCGGCUACAAUGGAAGGAGCAUUCCAUGAUUUUUGCAAUGCCAGAGAAGCCAGGAGAGUUUAGCCGCUUUGAUUUUCCAGAAGUUCUUCCUGCACCACUAAAUGGUAGGCUCUCAGGCUCUACCCGAUCUCACAUUAUACGUGUCCUACAUGUGACCAUCUUACUUUUUAUGGAUAAUACGACUAUGCCUUGUUGCUAGUCCGGAGAGGAGAAAAUCUCCUUUAAUAACUAAUUUUUAGGUGCCCUUUUACUUCUCCACAUGAUGGGGCUACGGUGAGAUGUUGUGGGAGAAGUAAAAUAUUUUUUUAGCUUGUGGAAUUGACAUAGGUCCUGGAAAUUGUGCGUAUAAAGUUGGCUCAUCUGAGAAGGAAGAAAGAAUAAGGUUUCAAAAGAUGGCGGCUUGAGAGUGAAGCUAUCUCACUUGAAUUUGAUAUAAAGUUGGGGAAUGGGCUUCGGACGUUUUGUAAUCGCAAGUUUUUGAUUAGGAGGUUUGGGUAGUUGGAAUAGUUUUCAUCACCUUAACAGUGAUUAACAUUUUCACUUGAAGGGAGUCAUUGGAAGCAUUGCAUGAUGAUAAUUUGUACUUUUUAUUUCAUAAUUUAUUAAUUCAUAAUUUGGUGUUGUACUCUUUUAAAAAGUGCUCAUCAUUUGAAUGCGAAAUCUUGACUCUUGGUAUUGAAGCUAAAGUAAAUGCAUUUGCCUUAUUAAAAGACUCCAUUUGAACGUUUGAUAAUAAAUAAAAAAAAUGCCUCCGUUCUCAUUAUUGUAAAGUCAGCAGUUAAUAUUUAAUGUUUUUUCUUUUGUGUUAAUCUUAUUUAUCCACUUAGAAUUUUGAACUACAGGAAUCUGGGCCAUUCUUAGAAACAAUGAGAUGCUAACUUGGCCAGAAAAGGUGCGGUUUGCCAUUGGACUUUUGCCAGCAAUGGUUGGGGGCCAGGCCUAUGUUGAGGCUCAGGAUGGUGUUACUGUUAAAGAAUGGAUGAAGAGGCAGGUAUGCUUUUAUGACCAACAGAAUUGCAAGGUUUUUACUCUGGAUAUUCCGAGGCCUAGGAUUUUUGACAAUAUGUCGAAAUGAUAUUCAUCUUUCUGUGGAUUGUUGAAAAUACAUCUUGCCAUAUAUUCUACUUCGCAAUGUUUUAGUCAUCAAUUAUGUUUCUAAAUUUAUUACGGAUGUGAUUGUUAAAAAAAAGAAUAGGCAAGUUUUCACUUAUGAUCAAAGCGUUUCACAACGUCAGAAGUGAGGAUCGAACUUAAUUUUCCUGGGGGUAGGUAUAUGGUUUAUUUUUUAUUGGAAAGGAAUCACAAAAGGUUGUCGGAAUUAUUGCGGUAGAUUUUUUUGGCUUCAUAUGGAAAAUGAGAUUUUGUUUUUGCCUAGCUAGAUAGUAUCAUGAUUUUCCGAACAGCUGGGUUCAGCUUAUAGGGAGAAUUUUCGAUUUAUAAAUUUAUAGAUACUCGAAAAACCCAAAGCUAUCUAAAGUUGGUCAGGACCAGCCGGUUUAUGAGUCAACCAGCAUGUUUGUGACAGAGUCCAAUUGAAUAUUUAUCUGGAAAAAAGACACGACAGGAUUAUCCUCAUAAACUGGUUUCCGAAUUGACUUAUCUACAUCGUGUCACCUUUUUGUUUCAUCUUUUUGAGAAUUGUCUCUUCAUUGUCCCGCCUUCUUUUCUUGUUUCAGGGUGUACCUGAUCGAGUAAAUGAUGAGGUCUUCAUAGCAAUGUCUAAGGCUCUCAACUUUAUUAAUCCAGAUGAGCUUUCCAUGCAAUGCAUACUCAUUGCUCUGAACCGUUUUCUCCAGGUUUGACUUCUCAGCUUCAACAUGGAGAUCAUUACCGUGCAAAAGGAAAUUUCAUGAAAUAAUCACGUGGGAAAUGUAUUAUUUUAUCAUGGGUUUGGAUAACCUAAGAGUUCUCCUCGCUCAUCAGUAAACGAAAUUUCUAAUUCAUAGUAUUCUACCAAAGCCACUUCCUCAUGUAAAUUAAUUAGCUUAUUGUCCAAGUAUUGAUGCAAAUAAGCACUUAAGGAACCAAAAAAAGAAAAAGUUUUGCUGGGUGAUCUUUAUUGGCUAUGUUCAGGCAUUACUUUUUCUCACAAAGGGCAGAGAAAAGUUUGUGCACUCUUUAAUUUAUCAAACUGCAUCUGGCCAUCGUGAUCCACCAUUUUUUUUCCUAUUCUAGAAAUUAUCAAAAUUUUUAAAUAUAUCGAUUAUUUUAAUUUCUCUUUAGUUCUUUAUCUUAAUACCGGACUUGCCAUCCAUUUCAUUCCCUGGUGGUGCUUUAAGCAGUCAUCAAACAAAACUUUAUGUUUUUAAGUUUCAGAAGUAUUACCAAGCAGAAAUUGCCAAUCACAAUACUGAGACACUCAGCAAGAAAUGAAACUUUCUGUAAACAGGAAAAACAUGGCUCGAAGAUGGCCUUCUUAGAUGGUAACCCACCAGAGAGGCUGUGUACGCCAAUUGUUGACCAUAUUCAGUCGUUGGGUGGUCGAGUGCAACUUAAUUCACGAAUACAAAAGAUUGAGCUGAAUCCUGACAAAACUGUGAAGCAGUUUGUUCUCAGUAAUGGAAAUGUAAUCAGAGGAGAUGUUUAUGUAUUCGCUACACCUGGUAGGUAAUAAGUCUUGUUCUUUUAUGGGUUGCAUUCCAUCUGAAUAAUUUUCUUGUUGCGAAUGCUAAGCAUCAUUAUUACUUAUAUGCGUUUCUCAUGACUAUAUUUAUGCCAGUUGACAUCUUAAAGCUACAGUUGCCUCCAAGUUGGAAAGAGAUUUCUUAUUUCACGCGGCUCGAGAAGUUAGUGGGAGUUCCGGUGAUUAAUGUGCACAUCUGGUAUAUCCUCUGUCUUUCAAGCCAUGUCAAGAUGACACCAAUGUGGUUGUUGAUAUCUGGUUGGUCUGCGAAAUCGGAUGGAAUAUGUGGGGGUAUGUUUGACUUCCCAAGAGAGUUGAGGCAGGGUUAUGGGAAGCAGAUAUGAUUAAUUAUCUUCAAAUACGCACAAGAUUAAUCUCAAUUCACCGAAUAAGUUAUUUACGUAGUACUAUAGUAUAAAGAUCCGAAGUUGAAGGAUUCUAUGAUUUUUACACUCUGGAACUACAGCAAUUAACUUUUUUUGUUAAUGAAUUUGCGUGUUUGAUUCAGUUCUUGGGUGCUUCGAUUGUUUGCUCAUUGUGAAUAAUUUAUGUUUUCAGGUUUGACAGAAAAUUGAAGAAUACCUACGAUCACCUGCUUUUUAGCAGGUCAGUCUGAUGAUUUGUAUCACUGGUUGUUUUGUCGACUGCUUCAUUGACGUGAUCAGACUCUUUUCCCCAGGACAAGAUUAGAUAGACGUCGAUUUCUCAUUUUUCUACCUCUCUUACGUGAGACUAUGAAAGAGUAACGAGUAUACUGCUUCUUUAAACUCAGAAGAAGCCUACUUUGGCCAUCCUUUAUGCACCAGGAUCUGUGGUUAGAGAAGUUUGUUAUGAUAAAUAGGUUUAAAUAUGUGAUUUGCUCGCUUGGCCACAGAUUGCCGUUGAUUGGUUUCCUUGAUUUAAAAAAAACACUCAAAUUAAUUUUUAUAACUCGUCUGUUAUUGGGUGGGGGUUUUGAGUUUCUGUCUUAGUAUUCGGCAUAGUAGCUGCUCCAGUGUGGCGUUAAUUGUGUCGAAAUUGACCACGAAUAACAUUCUUCAUUUCCCACAUCUCACACGUGCGAAAUUGAAAAAUCAAGGGAUUUUGUCUCAAGAACAUUGAACAAAAUGAUCGAAUGACUCGUUAUCACUAAUCCCCUGUACAUAUUUAGUUGUUUAUAGAGAGAUAUCCUAUACGAGCUUAAAUAAAACUGUGGUAAAGUCUGAUGACUUUUAGUGACAAACAUGAAUGGAUGACCUAGAGUUCCUCAGAUUCCAGCAUUCACUAGUUAGUCAGUGAUAUAUUGGCAACUUUGAUUCAACCAUCACUGUGACUCAGUGGUUACAUGCGCGGGUAAUAUUUGUGUUAUAUCCUAUGCUGCAAUGAUAGAUUAAUUUAUCGAAGAUAUGUUGGCCUACACUAUUCCAUGGAUUUAGUACUAGUGGGGGGGGUAUCUUUGACGAAAAUAGGUUCUCUUUCCUCUUCAUGUACGCUAACAAUCUUUGUAACUUAAAAAUGGUGGGUGAAAUUAAUCUGUCCAACAUGCAAAAAUGAACGUUUGUAGUUGUAUAUGCAUUUGCACGAUGAAAUGUGUGGGUUUCCGUUGUUAAUUUUAGUAAUAUAUUUCCAUAGACUGUCUAAUGUAGUUAUUUUCUUUCCCAAUGUUUCCCUUUACAGGAGUCCUCUCUUGAGUGUGUAUGCUGAUAUGUCGGUUACUUGCAAGGUAUGUCCUAUUUAUGGUGGAAUACUUUGUGAGUAGAUAUCUAUCUUCCAUUUAUGGGCACUUGCCUUCUGAUCAUAGCCGCGAUGAUUGAUCGCGGCAAACGAAGCCAUCGUUUUGUAGUUAAAGGAAAUGCAUUGGCUGCAGUUCACGUGGGUCCAUGAGAAAUUUUUGUUUCACUCUUCGUGAGACAUAGACAUUGAAUGUGAAUCUGUUUCUUCAGUCGGUUCUCUCCCAGUGCGAAGGCCGCCCAUCAUAUCACGCUAGAAUUAUUUUUCUAUUCAUCAGCUUCCGAAAUUCAUACCUUCUCAUGUACGAUGACAAAGAUUGGGAACAUCCACAGAACUGCUCAAGAUGACUGCCCAACUGUCUGAGCAUUACCUUCACCCAUUAGAGUCGUGUUCUUCCUCUAAAUAUUGGAUUCCCUUGUUUUCAGUAGUGUUUUAUGGUCGGCAUACUUAUCGCCCAUGUUUGGGAAGUAAGAUUGGUAGGAAUCUAGGCAGGAGUGCUGCCUUCGUCAUGAUGGGGAUAGUUUCCUCGCAGGAAUACUACGAUCCGAACAAAUCUAUGCUGGAGCUAGUCUUUGCACCAGCGGAGGAGUGGAUUUCCCGGAGUGACAGCGAGAUUAUUGACGCCACUAUGGAAGAGCUGGCGAAGCUCUUUCCCGAUGAGAUCGCAGCCGAUCAGAGUAAGGCCAAAAUAAUCAAAUAUCACGUGGUGAAAACACCAAGGUGAGCUUACAAUUCUGUGAUCCUCCUCUGGUUUCUGGGAAUGCCGUUUAUGGUCCGUCUUCUAAGGCUCUAUAUAUUAUUGUAUCCAGAUCUGUCUACAAGACGGUACCAGAUUGUGAACCGUGCCGCCCUCUGCAGAGGUCUCCGAUUGAAGGCUUUUAUUUGGCGGGUGAUUACACAAAACAGAAGUACUUGGCUUCCAUGGAAGGCGCUGUUCUGUCAGGAAAGCUGUGCGCUCAGGCAAUAAUGCAGGUAAUUCCAGAAACGGCCCCCCUCCCAGUUCUUGUGGGUACGAUAUCUUGGUCUCGUAGGAACUGUGCGUAGCUUCCUCCCUCGCGGGCAUCCGUGCCAAGGCCAGGACUGCUAUCGCUUCUUCGGCAGAGUAGCUCACCCGUGUUUGCCACCCUCUCCAGGACUACGAAUCGCUACAAGCUCGGGCAAGCAGGAGCUCGCUGGCCGAGCCAGCUGUUGCUCAGUAG